GCACAUGUAUCGAAUCUGUCAGGCCUCAUAUGCGCAAAGAAUGGUAAUCACGGCCGGCUAGAUCAUCUGAAAUGAGAGCGUGUCGCGUAUCGUCUUGUCGACGCCAGAAACUGCUUUGUCCAAGCACGUUUUCAAUCAAUUCUAGAAGCACAUGUCGUGAAAGAUGAUCCUGUCAUGCAACUUCUCGCUUGCUCGAUCUUCUAGCUCCCGCUAAUACGCCAGGAACCAUAAUCAGCAUGCAAGUGAUCACUUAUAAAGGUGCAGCAGCGCAAGUGUUUCACCAUGUCUGUCAGCAAGCCAAGUCACAAAGCUAAUUGAUCAUGGUUGGUGUCGCAACAACUAUCUUGGCCAAUUGGCUAUUGUUCAGCGCGACCUUCGCUCAAGCAACUACCUCCGACCCCACUCAACAGCUUGGUGGUAAUAGUCCUUGGUUCCCUGGCCCGGAUGUGAACGACAUCACUUACGAGGUCCCUGAUGGCUGCUCUGUGGACAUGGCGGCUUUUGUGUCUCGACAUGGUUCUAGAUACCCGGACACAGGUGCAUACAACCAAUGGGUAGCUCUUGCUGCAAAGAUCCAAGCUGCUCAGUUCACUGCCACAGGAGACUACAGUUUCCUCCAAACAUGGAAGCCAGUACUCAGCAAUCCAGCUGUUCAAAUCGCGGACAUCUCUAUUGGAGGCUACAAGGAGUUGUAUGACAUGGGUGUCUCUUAUCGCUGGAGAUAUCCUGACUUCUAUACUGAGAAUACUGCUUUCUCGGUCUUCGCCAAUCAGUAUCCCAAUGCACCCAGAGUGGUCAACUCCGCAAGACUUUUUGCUAGAGGAUACUUGGGCCCCAACUCUACCUACGGAGAUGUCUAUGUGAUAAAGUCUACUGAUCCCAAGUCCAUCGCCAACUCCCUGGCACCCUCUGACUCUUGCCCAACGUACAGCGACAAUGGCGGUGGUGCUAACCUUACUGCAUGGAACAAUCUUUACCUGCCUGCUGUCACGAAGCGUGUCAACAGCCACAUUCACGGCAACCUCAACUUCACUGACUCCGAUGUCUCUAUCUUCCCCUAUCUCUGCGGCUUCGAGACUCAGAUCACUGGUCGUGAAUCACCAUGGUGCAAUAUUUUCAACGAGGAUGAACUCCGAAAGUACGAAUAUGCACAGGAUCUUCGCUACUACUACGGUUCUGGCCCUGGCUCCGGCAAGAACUAUACAUUGAUGCAACCCGUGCUCAAUGCCAUUGUCCAGCGCCUUGUCGAUGGGCCCAACAAGACAUAUGUCAACAGCAAUGGUCAAUCGUGGACACCUGGUCCUCUCAUCCCUAUGUUCACCAACGAUGGUCAGAUCAACCAGCUGGCUGCUGAAAUCGGCGUGUUCGAUCAGCAAAAGCCACUACCAAACAACAAGAUCCCCAAUGACCAGAUCUUUGUCGCCAGCAACUAUGUCACCAUGCGUGGUACCAUCGGGUUCGAGCGGCUGAGUUGUUCGAACAAGAAAUACGUUCGUAUCGUACUGAACGAUGCUGUAUACCCGGUACCAUCUUGUCAGAAUGGCCCUGGAAAUUCUUGCCCACUUGGAAGCUAUGCCGCGCUCGUCGCUCAGAAGAGCAAGUCUCAAGGCAGUCUUGUCCAGACUUGCGGUCUUACCAAUUCGACUGGUGCAGCAAGUACCAACACUGCUACCUUUUUGGUAGACAAUGCGCUGUCAUGGGAGUAUGUUGUCAAGCCUUAAGUGGCGCGCAACUACGAAACCCAAAUCGAAAUCUUGUGAGUUUUGAUUGCCCGAUAUUGUUGGGGAUGGUGACAAAGACUCGCUCUUUCUUCUUGUCCCUUGGAACCGAGUAGCAAUCUUGCUCGCUGCAGUCAGUACCUUCCAGAAGUAUCGCCAU
Molecule: messenger RNA, 1878 nt
Organism: Aureobasidium pullulans EXF-150
Lineage: Eukaryota; Fungi; Ascomycota; Dothideomycetes; Dothideales; Saccotheciaceae
Product: putative histidine acid phosphatase
Exons: 6
Coding region: 321-1721 (466 amino acids)
Cellular component (GO): fungal-type cell wall
Molecular function (GO): acid phosphatase activity
Source: RefSeq, a predicted model, not a curated record